GAGGCGAGGAUCACAGAAGGACUGCACACCGAACACCUCAUAGAGCCUAGUUUAUCCGACAACAUGCAGGCCAGCUCUGUUGUCUUCCUUCUCUGCGCCCUGACCCUCGCCACUGGCUUCGAGUUACUGCCCGAGGAGGGUGCCCCACGCCGAGCUCGCUUUUCCGCCAACAGCCCAACUGAUGUGGCCAGAUGUUUGAAUGGUGCUGUGGCUGUUGGAUGUGGAUUCUUUUCCUGUCUUGAAAACUCCACCUGUGACACUGACGGCAUGCAUGAAAUAUGUGAGCUGUUCCUCCACACUGCAGCCACCUUUAACACAGAGGGUAAAACUUUUGUCAAGAAAAGCCUGCAUUGCAUUGUCCAAGGAAUCAGUGCAAAAGUGUUCCAGACCAUUCGCCGCUGCAACAUCUUCCAAAGAAUGAUUGCAGAGGUGCAAGAAGAAUGUUACACCAGUCUGGACAUAUGCACGGUGGCCCGCACAAACCCUGAUGCUAUUGGAGAGGUGGUACAGGUGCCAGCUCACUUCCCUAACAGGUACUACAGCACUCUGCUGCAAACUCUCCAGGCCUGUGAUGAGCAGACAGUGGACACAGUGAGAGCCGGACUUCUGUCCCGUAUAGGGCCAGACAUGGAGACCUUUCUGCAACUGGUGCAGAAUAAGCCCUGUCCCACUGACUCUAACAAUGCUGCCUACAACAACCCCUCCAGCUGGAGGAACAUGCCUGUGUUCAAUAUCCAGCCGGGAUUCAGGGGCCGAGACCCCACUCACCUGUUUGCCAAGAAAAGAUCUUUGGAUGACAGUGAGGCACAGGCUCCAGCUCAGAACUAACAUCAGACCACAUACAUACACAUACUUUUUACAUUCACACAUGCCAUCACAAUGAGCACACAUAUAUAUAUGCUUUUUUAGAUUGGUGUUAUUUCUCACACAGUUUCCUCACUGUUUUAUCCUAUUUGCAAAGUCUACCCUCAAUUUUGACAAUUUAUCAUUUGUGCAGCUAAAAACUGUAUGAUUUGAAGCACAGUUGUUCUAGCUUGCUGUAUUUUUGGUUGAAAUACUGUUUUCUGUAUUAGAGGUUUAAUCUUACCAACAAUAUACUAUAAGCUAAUUUAUUUUAAUUUAUAGGGCAGAGACAGUGAGUGUAUUGCCCAAAUUGUAUGUUUAAUUUGGAGAGUAUAUAGAAAGUUUAUAUUGAUGAGGUUUGCCAUGCUGGUCAUGGAGCUACAUUCUCUAACAUUGAUUCUGUUUUGAGAACAACUUACACCUAUGCAAGUAAAAUGAGUGAAGUGAUUUAACCCUCAAAAGAGCCUUGAAUUUUAAAAAUGAGAUUAAAGUUACAUUAUGACAAGA
Boleophthalmus pectinirostris (great blue-spotted mudskipper) is the source of this 1350-nucleotide messenger RNA. It is a transcript of the gene stc1l, whose product is annotated as stanniocalcin 1, like. Lineage: Eukaryota; Metazoa; Chordata; Actinopteri; Gobiiformes; Gobiidae. The transcript has 5 exons. Gene Ontology annotation, molecular function: hormone activity. Gene Ontology annotation, biological process: intracellular calcium ion homeostasis. Gene Ontology annotation, cellular component: extracellular region. Bases 64 to 828 code for a protein of 254 amino acids. The record is from RefSeq and is a predicted model, not a curated record.